Messenger RNA from Metopolophium dirhodum (rose-grain aphid), 1179 nucleotides. Its product is annotated as piggyBac transposable element-derived protein 3-like. The transcript has 3 exons. Bases 1 to 1179 code for a protein of 392 amino acids. NCBI's taxonomy places the organism in Eukaryota, Metazoa, Arthropoda, Insecta, Hemiptera, Aphididae. The record is from RefSeq and is a predicted model, not a curated record.
AUGUUGAAUUUUAUUGGAAUUAAUUUUUUUAUGGGUUAUCAUAAAUUACCUAGCUGGAAAAACUAUUGGUCAACUUGUCCAGAUCUUGGUGUUAAUUUAAUAUCUAAUACAAUGCCACGAAAUAGGUUUGAUCUAAUAUUAUCAAAUUUACAUGUCCAGGACAACACUUUAAUUCCUCCGAAUAAUACAGACGAACUUUUUAAACUUAAUCCAUUGAUUGAUUAUUGUACUGAAAAAUUUUCAAAAUCAUAUUAUGACACGAGGGAAUUAUCAAUAGACUCGUCUAUGAUAGUUUUUAAGGGAAGAAGUAGUAUGAAACAAUACAACCCCAUGAAGCCGAUAAAGCGAGGCUAUAAAAUAUGGUGUAUGUCUGAUCAGAAUGGUUAUAUAAAAAAUUUUAAAAUAUACCAAGGUAAGGAUGAACAAGUGCCUGACGAAUUGAAACAUUUUGGGCUUGGAGAAAGAAUCGUACUGCAACUGUCUAAAAAAAAACUUAAACUCGAAGGUUGUUUAGCUUAUGGCACUAUUCGACCAAAUCGUAAAGGUUUACCAAAAUUGGCUGAUGAUACAAAAUAUAAAAGGGGAACUUAUGACUACCACAUAUCUGAUUUAGGUAUUAGCGUCUUUAAGUGGAAAGACACAAAAACUGUUCAUUUUUCAUCAAAUUAUCAUGGAUCUGAGGUAACAAUAGUUUUACGUAAAAACAAAACUGGGGAAAAAAAUAAUGUCACAUGUCCGCAAGUUGUCAAAGACUACAAUCGUUUUAUGGGUGGCGUAGAUCACGCAGAUCAAUUGCGCACGUCGUAUGGAGAACGGCAUGGAAAAAUACCACUUUUGGUAUUUCAGCGUCAAGUUGUACAAAGCCUUUUAUCUGAAAAAGAAGUUAUGACUCCGUCUCGAGCACAUUUAUUUCAAAAACGUAUGAAUACAGAAAACACUAAAGUACCGAAAAAAAGAAGAGGAAAACAGCUAUCAGUUUCUAAAGAAGUCAGGUUGCAUAAUCGAGGAAUUCAUUGGCCAAAAUUCACUAAAAGUCGUGGUCGAUGUGAAUUAUGUUCAUUUAAAUAUCAACUACAAUCAAAACCGUUCUCAAAAUGUUUAACGUGUAACGUUUUCUUAUGUUGUAAUGACAAGAAAAAUUGUUUUGCUGAAUACCAUGACAUAAACUGUAAUGAAUAA